AUGGGCAACAAGCAAACGGUCUUCACUCGUGAGCAGCUGGAGGAGUACCAGGACUGUACCUUCUUCACGCGGAAGGAAAUCAUGAGGAUCUUCUAUCGCUACCAGGACCUGGCCCCCCAGCUCGUCCCCCUUGACUAUACCAGCUGCCCUGAUGUGAAGGUCCCGUCUGAGCUCAUUGGCAGCAUGCCCGAGCUGAAGGACAACCCCUUCCGCCAGCGGAUCGCUCAGGUUUUCUCUGAGGAUGGGGAUGGCCACAUGAGCCUGAACAACUUUCUCGACAUGUUUUCCGUGAUGAGUGAAAUGGCUCCCCGAGACCUCAAGGCCUACUAUGCAUUCAAGAUUUACGACUUCAACGGCGAUGACUACAUCUGCGCGGAUGACCUGGGCCAGACCCUGGGCCGGCUGACGCGCGGGGAGCUGAGCGCCGACGAGGUCCGCCUGGUGUGCGAGAAGGUGCUGGACGAGGCCGACGGCGACCACGACGGGCGGCUGUCCCUGGAGGACUUCCAGAACAUGAUCCUGCGGGCCCCCGACUUCCUCAGCACCUUCCACAUCCGCAUCUGA
Molecule: messenger RNA, 564 nt
Organism: Choloepus didactylus (southern two-toed sloth)
Lineage: Eukaryota; Metazoa; Chordata; Mammalia; Pilosa; Megalonychidae
Gene: CIB3
Product: calcium and integrin binding family member 3
Exons: 6
Coding region: 1-564 (187 amino acids)
Molecular function (GO): calcium ion binding
Source: RefSeq, a predicted model, not a curated record